UCAAACCAUCCUCUCUUUGGAAGUCUUUCUGAGCAAUUCUCCAUAGUCGUUUGACCUUGUGACGCACUGACGUGGUAACCAAGUGUAACCCGCGCAAGGCGCGGUAUGGGUGCAGUGGACCUGCCCCCGAAGCUCGUCAGCUAGCAUGGACAACGGCAGUUAAGCGGCUGCACAGAGCAGCUGUUAAACUCACUGAGACCCCGGGAGUGGAGAGCAGCGAUAACCAACCACCGAGCUGAGUCCAAAUGAUGAUGAAAGUUUUAUUCUUGUUCGUUACUGUUCAGAUAUUCUGUGUUUGCGCAUCCGAGCCGUUUUCUGUGAGUCCGGCUGCAGCAACUGCAGAUGUAGGUCAGACAGUUAAACUGUCCUGUGAAUUUAAGAACAAACUAGAGUUCGGGAGACGUAUUUUCUGGUACAGACACCGUGCUGAUGAACCCCCGGUAGCGAUCAGAACCACCGACUGCCAAAAGACCGGUUGUAGGGCUACUUACAAAAAAGGCUCUGGUGAUCGCACAUCAGUGCUGGAAAUCCGGAACGUAAGUGUGGAGGAUUCGGGUUUCUACUACUGUGCUGAGAUAAGAAGCUAUCCACCGCUUGUGAAAGGACCUAGACUCAUUGUUGGAGACAGCUCCACCAGUCGGACCUACAUGCAGCUCUUUGUCCCGACGUCAGAGGUGAACGGAUCCGUUCCCUUGGUGUGUCUGGUGGGCGGCCUGUCUUCCAAGCAGAUUGUCAUUUACUGGAACAUAUCCAGACAGAUCACGGAAGGAUGGAGCGAUGCCGGCACGCGUGACCCUGACGGGAGCUACAGUGUUAGAAGUCAGGUACUGGUCUCAGUGAAAACAUGGAUAAACGGAGGAGUCAGCAGCUGUAUCGCACAAUUCGAGGGUGGGGGAAAGACGAGGACUAUGAGUUUCUCCCAUCCCAACAUUGAACCAGAUCAAGAUUGGUGUCUUCUCAGAACAAUCCUACUUGAGGUGCUGUUAUUUCUGGUUAUCGUCAUUUCUUUUUGGAUCUCUAAAGAGCGUAGACCAGGUAGUGGUUUCAAGUAUGCACAGUGUUUUCUAAGGGACACAUCGUCAAUCGGCGACGCGCCAGGGACACGGCAGUGCGGCUCAGAUGAGAAUCUAAUUGGUUUCUACUUCGGUGGAUUACGGAGAUAUGGUCUGAACCUGGGGUCACAAUAAAACCUUCUGAACGAAUCAAUAUCUGACGCUCCGGGCUCGUUUAUUAUGUCAAAAAAGAGGUGGAUGAGCAUGGUGGUUCGCGAUUCGGACACGUUCUAAGCCUUAAGUGAAGUACAGAGGCUUCAUGCAUAGUUUGUAUUCAUUCUACUCUCGAAGUUUCCCUCGGAGUUAUCAUUUGAUUAUUUUCCUUUCCAUAAAUUAUAUACAUUGUAAUAUGAUUAAAAAGAUCUGCUUUGAAUUAAGUAAUGACCAUUUUCGUGUUUUUCCACUUGUGGUUACAACUUGUGCUGCAGCUCAAACACUUA
This is a messenger RNA of Hypanus sabinus (Atlantic stingray), 1492 nucleotides long. RefSeq lists its product as uncharacterized. Gene Ontology annotation, cellular component: cell surface. The transcript is spliced from 7 exons. Gene Ontology annotation, biological process: regulation of immune response. NCBI's taxonomy places the organism in Eukaryota, Metazoa, Chordata, Chondrichthyes, Myliobatiformes, Dasyatidae. The record is from RefSeq and is a predicted model, not a curated record. Bases 246 to 1187 code for a protein of 313 amino acids. Gene Ontology annotation, molecular function: MHC class I protein binding; coreceptor activity.